Molecule: messenger RNA, 468 nt
Organism: Colletotrichum higginsianum IMI 349063
Lineage: Eukaryota; Fungi; Ascomycota; Sordariomycetes; Glomerellales; Glomerellaceae
Product: 50S ribosomal protein L11
Exons: 2
Coding region: 1-468 (155 amino acids)
Biological process (GO): translation
Cellular component (GO): ribosome; mitochondrial large ribosomal subunit
Molecular function (GO): structural constituent of ribosome; large ribosomal subunit rRNA binding
Source: RefSeq, a predicted model, not a curated record
AUGUCGAAAAGAGGAGCGACUAUGGCCGACCAGGUCGUCAAGCUCAUCGUGGGCGCCGGCCAGGCGAGCCCAAGUCCACCCGUCGGUCCAGCGCUGGGUAGCAAGGGUGUCAAAUCGAUGGACUUUUGCAAGGAAUUCAAUGCAAGAACGGCGCACAUCAACCCUGGCACGCCGACGCCUUGUAGAGUUACCGUCCGAGGUGACCGAUCAUUCCAUUUCGAAAUUCGGACGCCUCACACGUCGUGGCUCCUCCUCAACGCCGCCGAGGUGCCCCCGGGGAACAAAGGCAAGCGGAAGGGUGCGAGCAACCCCGGAAAAGAGACGGUCGGAACGGUCAGCUUGAAGCACGUCUACGAAAUCGCCAAGAUUAAACAAACUGAAAUGCGUCUGUCGGGACUGAGCCUGGAGUCGCUCUGCCGGUCUAUUAUCUUCCAGGCCAAGUCGAUUGGCAUCAACGUCGUGCCAUGA